CCUUCUCCUUGCCUGACAUAAUCACGCCUGUAUUCGCGCGCGCACCCGCAGAGCGCUGCGCGCCGCCGCCUCGCCGCCGUUGCAUCCUAUAUAAUCCACACCCACGCCGACGCGACGAUACACACAUAACGAACGCUUCUUCUCCCGUCUCAGGUGUGGCUAGUUUGUCCCGUAAGCGCAUCUCUCAGUGGCCAAAACAAUCUGAGUGCGGACGACACGAGACGCAGAGGGACGACGGGAAACUCUCUCAUCUGUGCGCCCUACAGUACGUUUAUAUAUAAAGUGAUGCGGCGUUGAUAUCGAGCCUACAGGAGAAGGGACUGCGUCGCCGAGAUUAUUGAUCAAUCAGCCAUAUUAUCCUAACCUCGAUAGGCCCCGAGGAUUAGUCAUGAGCGGAUGAGAGUCGCGCCUCGUCAACGAACGACCAAGAGCAUCCACGAGUGCAAGUAUUUUUUUAUUUGCAAUUUCGAGCGCCCGAGUGAGACUGCCACUCGACAGACGCACCCGAGUUCCGCACACUGGCAUCGCGCGACGUUACGAUGUGUUUUGGUAUUCUCUAAGUAUUUUUCUAAACCAAAAUGACCAAGUUAAUUAACGAGAAACUUCUGGCUGCCGUGCUCGUGUCGUGCGGUCUGCUGGCUUGCGCCACAGCCUACGAUUACGACUACUGCAGCUACCCUCUGCUCGAUCGAGCUCAACUGAAAGCUACCACAGCUCUGCCCGAACGGGGACCAUCCAAUGCUAGACUUUACGGAAAGAGUGCUUGGACUGCCAGUAGUUCAGAUUUUAGCCAGUAUCUUAUUAUCGAUCUUGGAGCGACCUACAAUAUCACUGCCAUCGGCACUCAGGGAAGAGAGCAUCACAACGAGUAUGUCAUGGAGUACGGCAUCAGUUAUGGUACCAAUGGCCUUGACUAUGCUGACUUCAAGGAGACAGAUGGCAACAUAAAGAUGUUCAAGGGCAACAAGGACGGAGACACUGUCAAAUUGAACAAGUUUGAAGUGCCCAUCAUUGCUCAGUGGAUUAGGAUUAAUCCAACUCGCUGGCGUGACAGGAUCUCUCUAAGAGUGGAACUCUAUGGCUGUGAGUAUAAUUCUGAGAUACUUUCCUUCAAUGGGACUUCGCUGUUAAGAUGGGACCUGCUUCGAGAGCCUCUCGAAACCGAAAGACAUUCCUUAAGAUUCCGCUUCAAGACCAAUAAUGCCGAUGGCGUUGUCAUGUACUCUCGUGGAUCGCAAGGAGACUUCUUUGCUCUGCAAGUACGCGAAAACAGAAUGUUGCUGAACAUUAAUCUGGGUUCUGGAAUCAUGACUAGUCUGUCGGUUGGAAGUCUCUUGGAUGACAACAUGUGGCACGACGUAGUGUUCUCCAGAAACCGCAAGGACAUAGCAUUCUCCGUAGAUAGAGUUUUGAUAAACGGACGAGUCAAGGGUGAGUUCUACAGACUCGACCUCAACAGAGCAUUCUACAUAGGUGGAGUUCCCAACAGGCAGGAUGGCUUAGUCGUGACUCAAAACUUCACUGGCUGCAUCGAAAACUUGUUCUUCAACCAGACCAACUUGAUCAGAGAAAUGAAAGACUUGGAUCUGUACGGUGAAAACUGGCGCUACCAGACCGUUCACACCAGCUACAGCUGUCCGGAGCCUCCGAUCAUCCCCGUGACUUUCCUCACGUCUUCGUCUUACGCCAAGCUCAAGGGCUACGAGGGCGUCAACUCGCUGAACAUCUCGCUUUCCUUCCGUACCUACGAGGACCAGGGUAUCAUCAUGCACCACGACUUCAUCUCCUCGGGAUACGUACGCCUCUUCCUCGAGGAGGGUAAGCUGAAGGUCACCAUCCUGGCCAAGGGCACUCCCAAGGCGAUCCUCGACAACUUCGACGUCACCUUCAACGACGGCAGAUGGCACCAGGUCACCCUCACCGUCUCCAAGAAUCUUCUCGUCCUCAAGGUCGACAACCAGGCCAUGAACACCUUGCGCCAGUUGGAGAUCAGCACCGGCUACAUCUACUACGUCGGCGGCAAGCCGGGCAACGAGAGGGGCUUCAUCGGCUGCAUGCGCGUCAUCCAGAUCGACGGCAACUACAAGCUGCCCAUCGACUGGAAAGACGACGAGUACUGCUGCAAGAACGAGAUCGUCUUCGACGCCUGCCAGAUGAUCGACCGCUGCACGCCCAACCCGUGCAAGCACUCCGGCACCUGCAUGCAGAACUCGGACGAGUUCUUCUGCGACUGCUCCAACACCGGCUACUCCGGGGCCGUCUGCCACACCUCGCUGAACCCGCUGUCCUGCGAGGACUUCCGCAAGGUGCCGACCGACAACCAGAAGGCCGAGAUCAAGAUCGACGUCGACGGCAGUGGGCCCCUCAGGCCCUUCCCCGUCACCUGCGAGUUCUUCGACGGCGGCCGCGUCACCACCACUCUGCGCCACAGCAACGAGCAUCCUACACCCGUGGACGGCUUCGACGAGCCCGGCAGCUUCAUCCAGGACAUCCACUACGACGCCGACCUCGACCAGAUCGAGGCGUUCAUCAACCGGUCGCGCACCUGCCGUCAGCGCAUCAGCUACGCCUGCAGACACUCCAGGCUCUUCAACACCCCGGUCAACCAGAACGAGCUCUUCCACCCGAACUCCUGGUGGGUCAGCCGACACAACCAGAAGAUGGACUACUGGGGCGGUUCUCUGCCCGGCUCGCGCAAGUGCGAGUGCGGCCUCCUCGGCAACUGCGUCAAGGAGGACAAGUGGUGCAACUGCGACUCCGAUCUCGACGGCUGGCUCGAGGACUCCGGUGACAUCACCGAGAAGGAGUACCUGCCUGUCAAGCAGCUGAGGUUCGGAGACACCGGCACGCCCGUCGACGACAAGGAGGGCAUGUACACCCUUGGCCCCCUCAUCUGCGAGGGCGACGAUUUCUCCACGAACAUGGUCACCUUCAGGAUCGCCGACGCGACGAUCAAUCUGCCGACCUUCGACAUGGGCCACAGCGGAGACAUCUACUUCGAGUUCAGGACGACGCAGGAGAACGCCGUCAUCAUACACAGCAAGGGGCCGACGGACUACAUCAAGAUCUCCAUCAACGGCGGCAACCAGCUCACCUUCCAGUACCAAGCCGGAGGCGGUCCUCUGGCCGUCAGCGUGCAGACCUCCAACAAGCUGUCCGACAACAACUGGCACAGUGUCUCCGUGGAGCGUAACAGGAAGGAGGCCAGGAUCAUCAUCGACGGUGCCUUCAAGAACGAGGUGCGCGAGCCUCCGGGUCCAGUCAGGGCCGUUCAUCUCACUUCCCACUUCGUGGUCGGUGCGACGACCGAGUUCAGGGACGGCUACGUCGGCUGCAUCCGCUCGCUGCUGCUCAACGGUAAUCUUCAGGAUCUGCGCGGCUUCGCUCGCCGUGGACUCUACGGCGUUAGCGAGGACUGCGUCGGUCGGUGCGAGAGCAAUCCCUGCCUGAACAACGGUACCUGCCACGAGCGCUACGACGGCUACUGGUGCGACUGCAGGUGGACGGCGUUCAAGGGUCCCAUCUGCGCCGACGAGAUCGGCGUGAAUCUUCGGCAAAACUCGAUGAUCAGGUACGAUUUCUCCGGCAGCUGGCGUUCCACUAUCGCCGAGAAGAUCCGCGUCGGCUUCACCACCACCAACCCCAAGGGCUUCUUGCUCGGCCUGUCCUCCAACAUCUCCGGUGAGUACAUGACAAUCAUGGUGUCCAACAGCGGUCACUUGCGUGUAGUCUUCGACUUCGGCUUCGAACGUCAGGAGGUAAUCUUCCCCGGCAAGCACUUCGGCCUCGGCCAGUAUCACGACGUGCGCAUCAGUCGUAAGAACUCCGGCGCCACCCUUGUGCUGGCGAUCGACAACUACGAGCCGAAGGAGUUCGAAUUCAGUAUCAAGGCAAACGCCGACGCGCAGUUUAACAACAUCCAGUACUUGUACAUCGGCAAGAACGAGUCGAUGACCGAGGGCUUCACGGGUUGCGUUUCGAGGGUCGAGUUCGACGACAUCUACCCUCUGAAGCUGCUCUUCCAGGAAAACGGUCCAGGUAACGUUCGUUCGCUCGGCGGCCAGCUGACCGAGGACUUCUGCGGUGUCGAGCCCAUCACUCACCCGCCCAACAUCAUCGAGACGCGGCCGCCGCCCGAGAUCGACGAGAACAAGGUCAAGGCUGCCUAUAACGAGACCGACACCGCCAUACUCGGCAGCGUGCUUGCCAUCAUCCUGAUCGCGCUCAUCAUCAUGAUGAUCCUGAUCGGCCGCUACAUGUCGAGACACAAGGGCGAGUACCUGACGCAGGAGGACAAGGGCGCGGAGAUCGCCCUCGACCCGGACUCCGCGGUGGUCAACUCGGCGACGGGACAUCAAGUCCAGAAACGAAAGGAAUGGUUCAUCUGAGAUGUGCUCGCUCGUUUUCGGCAAGAUAUCUCCUCGAUCUGUCUACCCGCGAAGUGCUUGCUUCGAAUUAGGCAGCUUUAUAUAUGAUAUAUACAUAUGUAUAAUGAAUCUUACGAUAUUACUCAUGCUCGCUCGAAUGACUGAGUUUUUAAGAAUCUCAUCGCGGAAUGAUUAAAUUUUUAGCCGAGCUUUUCGAGAAAGCGUGAUCAAAGUGUUGUUCCUUUACACUUGGAAUACGAUGUAUGUACGUUCUUCGGCCGAGAUUAUUUGCCUGCGAAGUCGAGCAUUUUAGCUAUAAAGAUUCAUCGCAAAGCGAAAGCAUCAAUGCAAAUUACCUCAUUAAAAUGUUCUAAUGCGACAGCUUACAAUUCGCUUAAACGUCACAAUGACGUCUUAAUUGACCAAUUUCCUCGGCAGAAGAACGUUUCCGCUUUUUUCAUCUAAUUUCAAGUUAACGAGUGCAACAUUCGAGUAAACAAUGAAAGCACGUUAAGAUAAAAAUAUGCAUCACUUUAAUAUCGUAGCGAGUAAGUACACGACGACAGUAACUAUGAACUUUUUUAACAAAUCAUGACGAUAAAACUUGUGCAUUUGAAUGAGCAAUGGAUCUUAGAAAAUACCAAUUUUGUAAUAGUUGUACACAUAUUUUUAUAAAUUUACUCGAUAAUCGAUUGCUUAAUAAUGGAACUAACACUUAAAGACUAAGUAUUUAAACUUUUUAUAGACUAACUACUUAAGAAAUAAAGUAUUAACUGUAGCGAUGUAAGGAAUUUUUGUAAAAAUGCGUUUUUUUUCUACUAAAAAAAUGUUGCAAACAUCACCGAACGACGACGCCGACAUUCUCGAAUUACCAAAGCGAGGUGAAAAAACUAACUAACCGAAGGAGAGAAAAAAUGUAAUUUUGCCACCCUUCAUUUGGUUUUUGUAAUCGAGGAUGCUCGUUUUUGUACUAAAAGUAUUUUACUAUUAAACACGGUGUAAAAAAAAGCGUAACAUAUAGAUCUGUUCUGUCCAUUUUUAUUUGCGUAUAUGCACGUACCUGUCUAGCAGUUCUAUCUCGAUCUCUCACUUUGCUUAUGUUGAGUUUGUCUUUCAUGACCUGAAAAUACAUUGUACAAUGAUUAUGGAUGAAUAAAUUUGCUAUAUUAUUUUUAA
This is a messenger RNA of Nasonia vitripennis (jewel wasp), 5543 nucleotides long. It is a transcript of the gene Nrx-IV, whose product is annotated as neurexin-4. The record is from RefSeq and is a predicted model, not a curated record. The transcript has 2 exons. Lineage: Eukaryota; Metazoa; Arthropoda; Insecta; Hymenoptera; Pteromalidae. The coding region runs from base 579 to 4388 and encodes 1269 amino acids.